Molecule: messenger RNA, 4843 nt
Organism: Neogale vison (American mink)
Lineage: Eukaryota; Metazoa; Chordata; Mammalia; Carnivora; Mustelidae
Gene: LMAN2
Product: lectin, mannose binding 2
Exons: 8
Coding region: 77-1147 (356 amino acids)
Biological process (GO): endoplasmic reticulum to Golgi vesicle-mediated transport; Golgi organization; endoplasmic reticulum organization
Cellular component (GO): endoplasmic reticulum membrane; endoplasmic reticulum-Golgi intermediate compartment; COPII-coated ER to Golgi transport vesicle
Molecular function (GO): D-mannose binding
Source: RefSeq, a predicted model, not a curated record
UUUCCCGCCGGAGACAUGAGGUGGGACACCCGGAAGGCGGAAGUCCUAGGGCGGAAGUGGGCCAGAGGAACGGAGAAUGGCGGCGGAAGACUGGAUUUGGCGCAGGGGCUGGGGCCGGCGGUGCCCGGGGAGGCCUGGGCUUCCCGGCCCCGGCCCUGGCCCCACUACACCUCUACUUCUCCUCCUGUUGCUGGGGCCCGUUGUUGCGGAUAUAACUGACGGCAACAGUGAACACCUCAAGCGGGAGCAUUCGCUUAUCAAGCCCUACCAAGGGGUCGGUUCCAGCUCCAUGCCCCUCUGGGACUUCCAAGGCAGCACUAUACUCACGAGCCAGUACGUGCGUUUGACUCCGGAUGAGCGCAGCAAAGAGGGCUCUAUCUGGAACCACCAGCCCUGCUUCCUCAAGGACUGGGAGAUGCAUGUCCACUUUAAAGUCCAUGGUGCCGGGAAGAAGAAUCUCCAUGGAGAUGGCAUUGCCUUGUGGUACACCCGGGACCGCCUUGUGCCAGGGCCUGUGUUUGGGAGCAAAGACAACUUCCACGGCUUAGCCAUCUUCUUGGACACAUAUCCCAACGAUGAGACCACAGAGCGUGUGUUCCCGUACAUCUCGGUGAUGGUGAACAAUGGCUCCCUGUCCUACGACCAUAGCAAAGAUGGGCGCUGGACUGAGCUGGCAGGCUGCACAGCCGACUUCCGGAACCGCGAUCAUGAUACCUUCCUCGCUGUGCGCUACUCCCGGGGCCGUCUGACGGUGAUGACUGACCUAGAGGACAAGAAUGAGUGGAAAAACUGCAUCGACAUCACGGGAGUGCGCCUGCCCACGGGCUACUACUUCGGAGCCUCGGCUGGCACGGGAGACCUAUCUGACAAUCAUGACAUCAUCUCCAUGAAGCUGUUCCAGCUGAUGGUAGAACACACUCCUGAUGAAGAGAACAUCGACUGGACCAAGAUUGAGCCCAGCGUUAAUUUCCUCAAGUCACCCAAAGAUAACGUGGAUGACCCGACCGGCAACUUCCGCAGCGGGCCGCUGACGGGGUGGCGGGUGUUCCUGCUGCUGCUCUGUGCGCUCCUUGGGAUCAUCGUGUGCGCUGUGGUUGGGGCCGUCGUGUUUCAGAAGCGGCAGGAGCGGAACAAGCGUUUCUACUGAGUGGCCGGUGCUCUGCUCCGGGGAAGGGCCUAGUUUUGGGCCCCAGCACUAAUGUGAACUUUUUUUUUUUACUGGGAUUGUAAAAGAAAAAUAAGACAACCUUAUUUCUUAACUGUUUCAAAGAAAUGAUUAAAAGUAUUUUCGUACAUUUUGCUUCUUGCCCAGCAAGGACAGGCUGCAGGGCUAGGGAAUAGGGUUUGGCGCCCCCACAGCUGGGGACAGAGGUCCUCACCCCUCGCCAGUAUCCCAGGAGCAGGAAGGAAGCUGUGCCUGGAGCUGGGCCCUGGCAGGCUCUUGAACACUGGAGGGCCCCUCAACCACAUUAGGGUGGGUGCCUGAGGACGUGAGCAGUGAUUUUGUUCUCUGCAGGGUGUGUUGGUGGAAGAGGAGACUGGGGAACCUGGGCCUUCCCAGUUGCCCUCUGAGCUGCUUCCCAAGGCAGACCCUUGAGUGAGGCUGGAGGAGCAAUCUGGUAGGGCUCAGAGGGUGACCAUUUGCUAAAUAAAGUGAAACAACCAACUUCAGCUAUGUAACUGUCCUAAGGGUCAUGCUUCUCUUUUUCUUCAAGUAACUUCCAAGUGGCCAGUGCUUUAUGGCUCUCACCCUCCAUCCCUGGGCCCUGCCACACAGCCCCAGGAGGCCAAUGCCGUGCUCCCAUUCCCAGGUGGGGAAGCACAGCUCUAGGAGGUCAGGCGAAACUUGCCAAGUGUCAUAGCAAGUGAGGGGAUGGGGCCCUGUGCUGUCUCCCAUGCGCCCUGAACCUCUGGGUGAAAGACUCCAGCCAGGGUAGAAUGUGGGGUACCACAUGGAGGCUGUGACCUAAGCGCAAGUGAACUCGAGGGAACUCUGGCUAAGGGGGCUUCAGGAAGAUCUAGAAGGGAUUCAUGGGCUCAGGAGGACAGGCUAGGGUCAGUAUUCCCUUUGGGGUGUUCCGAGGGGAGAAAGAUGGCAGAGGGAGUAGAAGAAAGCCAGAAGCUGGAGGGAAAGCACCCUUAUCUGGCAGCUUUCAUGGAUCAGUCUGUCCUGGCCAUGGCCUGCCUCUGCUCUCCAGACUGCUCUUGGUUGCUGCUGACUCUGCCACAGAACAGUGUGUUCUCAUCCAUUUUAGAACCAUCUUCAGCAUCUCCCUACGUCACAUUCGAGUCUCCAUCUUAAAAGUGAGAGCAACCUUGUCUUCCUGUUGGAACCAGGCUUUUUGUAAUUGAUAUUCUUGAUUAGAUCCUCGCAGGUGGAUAGAAGUAGAUGAAGUGAGGAGGAAGAACUUCCUUUUCCUGUUAAUCUUUCACUCUCCUGAGCUCUUUGUUGAGCAGCUAUUCACGUUCUCUUGUCCUUCUCCAUGUGCUCUCUGCACAUGUAGGACACGUCCUUUGUGGGUCAGACGUCGAGAGAUUGUUUACGAGACCGCAGUGAGACACGUCUGAGCUGCGUUUCCUUCUCAUGGGGCUGGGAGCCCAUUCAUGAAGCUGUAAGAGUAAACAUGAUAUUCUUUACUGAAAUAUUUUACUGAGCUCACUUUCCCCCAAACUGUUUCUUUACUUGGGAAGUAGCUAACUUUGUGCUUACUACAGGCCAAGCGUGGUUCUGAGCAGGUGACGCAUGCUAACUCAUCUCUCUCCACAACACUUAAUCCAUUCGGACACCGGAAAUCCACUAGGUUGGGUGGCUUCUGACUCCCGGAGCCUCUCCCUCCUCCAGGGGGAGCGCCGUGUCCACCCUGAGGGCUGGGGUCUGGAAGCCUCCACAGCUGCUACGGCCACCAUCCUGAGCACCACACACACCACACUUGGCCUUUCAUUCUGGCCCCUCAGGGCCUCCCUGAAUUCCUGAAUGAUGAGGCACGGUGGCACCCUGGACGAUGUGGCUCUGGCCCUUGGUUGCACAUUGGAGUCACCUAGAGAACGAAAGUCCGGCCUCUGUGUUCUCUAGUUUGGGUUUGAGGAGUCAAUGGGGUGUGGGCAAGGACAGUGUUUUCGGAGUGGCCGGGUGUGGGGGGCGUGGUGCAGCCCAGGAAGGACCGCUUUCAAAUAACCAUGCAGGGUGGUUAGGGUGAGGUUCUAGGCUUGGGAAUCAGUAGGUGUAAGACCAGUGAUUUGAAGGCAAAGAUUGAAGUGGUUGUGGUCUCUUCUUGACUGUCAGCGUCUUCUUUGCAUCCCUUUCAGAGUUUAAACCUGGAGGUGCUUCCCUAGAAGGUUCGAUGUGUGCUCUCACAUCUGCUUUCUCACACAUGCGGGAUCAUGCUGCUGUAAUCCACAGUUUUUGCCACAUGCAUUUAAAAAUGGAGUUAUUUCAUCAUAAAAAAGAUAAAUAUGAAUGUGUAUCCUUGUAUUUGCUGUGCAACAUGAGAAAUAAAGCGUUGCUGACACACUUGCAUCCCUCCUUGUCCCCCUGCCCUGAGUACGAGCCCUCCUUUUGAAGGCGAUUGCUGCAGGUUCUGAUUUUUUUUCAAGUGUUUCUUAAAAAUGUUAUCGUGGAGGUAUGUAUCCGUAAAUACAGAGUAGUAGUUUGCAUUUUAAAAGUUACAAAUGGCACACAGAUGUAUUCUUGGAUCUUAAAAUUCAACAUUGUUUGUAAAUCUUUGCAUUACAUGUAGCUCAGGGCAGGCCUUGAGUGGACUCCAGUUUCUGCCUUUGGCUGUUGUUGGAUGUUUGGGUGGUUUCCAGGUGUUUGGCUCUGAGAAUGUUCCUCUGACCAUUCUUGAGCAUGUCUCCAUCCAGGCACAAGUGCACAGGAACUGCUGGGCAGAUUUAGUUGCAUUCCAGGAUUACUCCAUGUCCCAUUGUUCUCUGAAGAGGGCUGUAUCCAUUCUUCUCCCACCUGGUGAUAGAGAUUGCCUCUGGCCCUUUCUUAGCACUGGCUGUUUUCAGUGUGUACUUUCUGACAGUCCAAUAAGUGUAGAAGUUUAAAUUUGCAUUUCUCUACCAGUCAGGUUGAGGAUUUUUGUUAUCUUCAAAAUCAAAAUUCAUUUGUAUUUCCUCCAUGGUCUUUUGAUUUUUUUUGCCCCUCCCUUUUUCCGGUCGCUGUGUAUGAGUUGUCAUAUGGUCCUUAGGUUGUGUCCUUUGUAGAAACAGCUCAGUAUGCUUAUCUUUUUCCUUUUCUAAUGAUGUCAUGUGAUAUACAGUCUACAUUUUAAUGUCAUUCACUCUUUUCCAAAGACUUUUUCCCCCCAAAGGUUUAAAAAUUUUGCUGUUCAAAUUUAGUUUGUAAUUAUGAAAUUAACUUGUGUAGGGUGUGAUGUAGGGACCUGGUUUUCCCAUUCUGUCUAGCCAGUUAUCCCGACACAUUUCUUGACAUUCGUCCUUCCAAAGGAGCCACAGCACCACUGGGUCAGACACUCUGGAUACCGCUCCCUCAGCUCCUCCUCUUGUGCGGCGGGAGGGCUCAGUGCUCAGCCACAUCUUCAGCACCUUAGCUGGAUGGUUCCGGGAGAUUUGUGCCUGCUGAGAUGCCGGAGGCAGUCUGCCAAGGAGGUUCUCAGUAGAAAGGGUCAGAGAGAAGCUGGUGUGGCUCUGUCCCCCUCCUCCUGCUGGAAUGUGGAGGUGACCCCCAAAGGUAUAGAGGCCCUCUGUGACCACCGGGGCCAAAGUGAACACCAGAGCUGGAUAGAAUGUGGGUCCUUAGGACAUCAGGUGCUGCCACAGUCCUGGACUCCUGACCGCUGGGCUUUUAUGUAAAAAAAUAAAUUUGUAUCUACUCAAA